Messenger RNA from Postia placenta MAD-698-R-SB12, 462 nucleotides. RefSeq lists its product as hypothetical. The record is from RefSeq and is a predicted model, not a curated record. NCBI's taxonomy places the organism in Eukaryota, Fungi, Basidiomycota, Agaricomycetes, Polyporales, Adustoporiaceae. The transcript has a single exon. The annotation marks the transcript as partial.
CGCUAUGACACAGUGCUCGUCAAUAAGGACCCCACCCUCGACGGCUUUCGUGGGAUGUAUGCGGCACGCAUCCGCUUGUUGUUUUCAUUCUGGUACUCUGGUACGUUGUAUCCGUGUGCGCUAGUCGAGUGGUUUUUGCCGCUUGGAGACGAACCUGACAAGGAUACCGGGAUGUGGAUAGUAGAGCCACAGCUGGAUGAAGACAGCCGGCGGCCAUCAGAAGUGAUACAUUUAGAUUCUGUUGCACGCGCUGUACAUCUCAUUCCAGUUUUUGGGGGUGAUUUUAUUCCUGUAGAUCUACGGGCUUACGAUUCACUGGACGCGUUCCGGGCUUACUAUGUAAAUAUGAUAGUGGGCAUCGCUCGGCGAAAGUGCUGUACGGUUUUGCAGAGUGACGCCUACACCCAUACCAAGUCUCGCUGCAGGAGUGGGGGGAUGCACAAGCUCCUCUGCGGAAGCUGA